ACAAAACUCGUCAAUCGUAUUUGCAGCCUCAUUAGCAACGGCAAGAUGAAAUUCGUUUUACUUUUCUUAGGCCUGGUGGUCAUCACAGCACCCACAUAUGGCCAAUUUCCGAGGACACGUCAGGUCCAUCCUUACUCCCUCGAUAACGUUAACAAGCAAGUCGAGAACGAUCUACAAUCUAUACAAGCUAACUCAAUCUUGCCUGGCCUACAAUUAUAUUUGCCCAGCUGGUUAAAAAGAUGGCUCCCGGAUAUCGAUAGAAUCCUUUCUUCGUCCCUGAACAUUUUGGAGGGAAUGCCUGCCAGUGUGGUAUCCAGCUCAAUCAACAAAAUUUGUAGUGUCGCCAUUACCACAGGAUUCCUUAAACCAUCAUAUUCGAUCCCCGAGCAGAGAGUUGCGCUGGAAUUGUACACUGGAAAUGAAGUCGUGGAAUUCCCUGUUGGAGAUGUCACACGUUUGUUGAGCCACAGUGGCUAUAAUGGUAACAAAAACAUAACCAUCUUCGUAACCAGUUGGGGAGCUAAGAGUGAUGAACAGGAUAGAGAUAAUAUCGUAUACGUUUUGGCUCAAGCUUACAAGAAACGUGGCACAGACAACUUCAUUCUCUUCGAUGUCAGCGACUUUGUGGAUACUAUCUAUCACUGGUUGACCCUUGAUACAAGAUCAAUUGGCCGAGUUUUGGGAGAUGCCAUUGUUCGCUUAUCCAGAAAUGUUCCAGUUUCAAACAUUCACAUCAUUGGCCAUGAUUUAGGAGCUCAUAUUGCUGGAAAUGCCGGACGACGAGUUCAAGAAGUCAAGCGUCAGCAGAUUGCCCGAAUAACUGCUUUGGAUCCUCCAAAGAUUUGUUACGAUGACUCAGAUGGAUUUUAUGGAAUACAGCCAGGCGAUGCCGAAUUCGUUGACGUGAUCCAUUCGAAUAAUGAUGUAUUGGGAAAAAAAAACCCUGUCGGAGAUGCUGACUUCUAUCCAAACGGUCCAAUUUAUUUGCAGCCAGGUUGUUAUGAUGUCGUAUGUUCUCAUAAGCGGGCUGUUCUCUACUAUGCAGAAUCAGUGGUCCCAGGUGCGGAGCGUAAUUUCUUGGCUCAAAAUUGUCCUUCUUUGAGUAACAUGAAAAAAGAAAAUUGCCGUGGUAUGAAAAUCCCUAUGGGAUUAGCUACUCCACCGUCUGCCCGAGGUCCUUACUUUUUGGAAACUAACAAGGAACCAUCAUAUGGAAAAGAUGCAUCUUCGGACUACCCAUAUGGUCAAUCAACUGUACUCUCAGCAUCCAAUGCUAAUGAUGAAGGGGCUAAUACGAAUGCUGAUCAAUCACUCAAUGAAAAUUCAGAGCAAGCCGUGUAACCAGUUAUAAUCUUAAAAGUUCCCAAUGAAAUUUCCUUUUUACCAGCAAAUGUUUAACUGUAAUUACAUAUAAGAGACGAAUAAAGGUUAAAAACCCAGCA
This is a messenger RNA of Hermetia illucens (black soldier fly), 1442 nucleotides long. RefSeq names its product vitellogenin-2-like. The transcript is spliced from 3 exons. Gene Ontology annotation, molecular function: lipase activity. Bases 46 to 1341 code for a protein of 431 amino acids. The record is from RefSeq and is a predicted model, not a curated record. NCBI's taxonomy places the organism in Eukaryota, Metazoa, Arthropoda, Insecta, Diptera, Stratiomyidae.